Molecule: messenger RNA, 2598 nt
Organism: Emys orbicularis (European pond turtle)
Lineage: Eukaryota; Metazoa; Chordata; Testudines; Emydidae
Gene: ESYT3
Product: extended synaptotagmin 3
Exons: 23
Coding region: 1-2598 (865 amino acids)
Biological process (GO): lipid transport
Cellular component (GO): extrinsic component of cytoplasmic side of plasma membrane; endoplasmic reticulum membrane
Molecular function (GO): calcium ion binding; phosphatidylcholine binding; phosphatidylinositol binding
Source: RefSeq, a predicted model, not a curated record
AUGCAGCCAGCGGCUGCCGCCUGCGGGGACUCCGGCCCCGGGCCGGGCGAGCCCAGCGGGCGAGCUCCGUGUGCCUCCGCCGGGCAACAGCAGCAGGAGCCGCCCCGGCUCCUCCAGGAGCUCGGCGCCUUCGUGGCCCGGGCGCUGUUCUGCCUCGCCCCGGUGUACCUGGCCGGCUCCCUGGGGCUGAGCACGAGCUGGGUGCUGGCGGGCUUGGGGCUGUGGAUGUGGUGGCGGUGGAACCGGCGCGGGAAGCGAUCCCGGCUCUCGGCGGCGUUCGGGCUGCUCGCGGAGGAGGAGAAGGAGGCGAUACACCAGGGCAUCGCUUCCCAGCACCUGCCUGCGUGGAUCCACUUCCCUGAUGUUGAACGGGUGGAAUGGCUGAACAAGGUCCUUGUGCAGGCCUGGCCGUACUUUGGGACAGUCAUGGAAAAAACACUUAAAGAAAAAAUUGAACCGAAGAUCAGAGCCAAGAAUGUGCACCUGAAAACAUGUACCUUUACCAAAAUCCACUUUGGAGAGAAGUGCCCUAAAAUCAAUGGAGUAAAGACUUAUACUAAGGAAAUUGAUAGUAGACAAGUGAUCCUGGACUUGCAAAUAAGUUAUAUAGGGGACUGUGAGAUUCACAUGGAAGUAUCAAAGUUUAAAGGAGGAGUGAAAGGAAUACAGUUACAUGGAACAUUACGGGUGAUACUGGAACCUCUCAUCACAGAUGUGCCUUUCUUUGGAGCCAUGACAAUGUUUUUUAUUCAAAAACCGUACUUGGAAGUCAACUGGGCAGGCCUGACCAACCUCCUAGAUGCCCCAGGAAUUAGUUUAAUGUCAGACACGAUAAUCCAAGACCUGAUUGCUGCCCGGCUGGUGUUACCAAACAGAAUCACAAUUCCACUGAAAAAGAACAUGAAAAUUUCCCACCUACGAUUCCCUAUCCCAUAUGGAGUAGUCAGAGUUCAUCUACUAGAAGCUGAAAACCUUGUCCAGAAAGACCACUUCCGGGGGAAGUCUGACCCUUAUGCUAUUCUUCGAGUUGGCUUGGCGCAGUUCCGAAGCAAGACUAUUCAACGAAAUCUUAAUCCCAUCUGGAACGAAAUGUCUGAGUUUGUUGUUCAUGAAGUGCCUGGUCAGGACUUAGAAGUGGACUUGUAUGAUGAAGAUCCAGAUAAAGAUGACUUUCUGGGCAGCUUACUUAUAAGCCUUGCUGAUGUAAUGAAUGACACAAUUGUUGAUGAGUGGUUUCCCUUAAGUAAGACUGCAAGUGGACACUUGCAUUUAAAGCUCGAGUGGCUUUCAUUAGUAACUGACCAAGAAAAACUACAUGAGGAUAAGAAUGGUCUAGCCACAGCAUUGUUAAUAGUCUAUUUGGACAGUGCUUGCAACCUUCCGAAAAAUCACUUUGAAUACUCAAAUGGUGAAUAUGGUGCAAAGAAGUUCAAAAACCAGAAAUACCUCAAGAAGAUGGACCGGGACCCUUCCUCCUACGUCCAGCUCACAGUGGGUAACAAAAUUCAGAAAAGCAAGACCUGCAACUUCAGUAAAGAUCCUGUGUGGGGCCAGGCUUUCACGUUCUUCGUCCACAGUGCACAGUCCCAGUCGCUUCAUUUGGAGAUAAAAGAUAAGGAUCGGGAGAAUGCGCUGGGAACUUUGGUUGUCUCUCUCUCCCACUUGCUAAAGGAUUCUGAGAUGACUCUUGAUCAGAAAUUUCAGCUGGAUCAUUCUGGUUUAGACAGUUUUAUUAAGAUGAAACUUGUGUUGCGGGUCUUGUGCAUCAAGGAACCUGAUCCACAAAGCACCUAUACUGGUGUUAAUGCCUUGAAGCAAGUUCCUGUACCUGCAGCAGAGAAGGAUGGAAACCAAUGCAAAAAUCCCCUACCAUCAAAAGCAGAACCCUCCAAAAUGCCCCAUGUGAGCAAAGACUCUGGAGUGCCUGAAUCCAAAGAAGCUAAGAAGGAGAGCAGUGCAGAUCUUACUGGAUCUGAGAACCCAGCAGGCCCUGCAGUAAAUGAGACUAUCGCUGAGCUUAAUGCACCAGCAGGGGCACACAAUCUGGAAUCCCAACCAUUGGUGACUCUACCCACAAGAACCCUGGAACACAACGCUGCCCCCAGUGUUGCUUCAUUGGGUUCUCUUGCCUCUUCAUGCUUUGAAUUAGAUCACAGCAAUCCGAACCUUCUUAAUGGAACUAAUCUAACUGGAGUGCUCCUGGGAGAGAUCCAGCUCACUGUGCGAUAUGCCUCUUUGCGACGGAGUCUCAUUGUGAUGGUAAAUAGUUGCAGAAACUUGAUGCCAGCUUCUAAUCGUGGAGUAGAUCCAUAUGUUCGUGUCUACCUGCUUCCAGAUAAAAGAUGGGCAAGCAGAAAGAAGACUACUGUUAAGAAAAAAACACUGAACCCCCAUUAUGACGAGAAAUUUGAAUUUUUUGAAGCUUUGGAAGAAGUUAAGAAAAGAACACUAGACGUUGCAGUGAAAAAUAGCAGGCCGCUUAUUUCACGUGAGAGAAGGGAAUUGGGAAAAGUGCUGAUUGACCUGUCAAAGGAAGAUUUAAUCAAAGGCUUUUCACAAUCGUAUGAGCUGACGGCAAAGAGACGGAGCAGAAGAUGA